GAUGGCUUCUGCUAUCUAUACGCUCUCAGACACCCGGCGACGAAUAGACGAAGUGAAGAGGUUUUUAUCCGUAGUACUGAACAUUGCCAAUGCACACACUGUCGAGUUUUACACCCACAAUGUGUGGGGUCAGUUCAUAGCUGUUCCACCAGACGAGGUCUUGUUAGCCACCACUUCCGCCACUGGCCAGACGGGGGAGCCAGAGCUCAAUAGAAAUGAGCGACGCAAGACCACAUUUGGGUUCUGUGAUGAUACAAAGCGGCUGGUUGAUGUCCAUGAACUGUUGGAGGCUGCCAAGGCUCAUUCUCUGCCUGGCCUUGGAGUCUGCAUGACCAGGGAUGAGCUACUGCAGUCCCUCAGACAAAACCAAACCGUCUCACCACCCACCGAGGAAGAUGCCAUUUUGGAUCCAGAUGGGUUUAUGAACUCUAAGAAAUCCCACGAGGUCCAGUCCAUGUCUGAGGUAGUGGCCUCUUUGGCCCGACAAUGUCGAGUCAAGCAGGUGAUUGAUGUGGGCUCGGGAAAGGGCUACCUGUGCUCCUUCCUUUCAAUGCAACACGGCCUCCAAGUCUACGGCAUUGAUUCCUCGAGCACAAACACUCAUGGAGCCCACGAGAGGAACCGAAAGUUAAAGAAGUUCUCAAGAGCGUACCAGAAACGCAGCAAGGCAGCAAGAAAUCAGAAAACAGCUACAGAAACGGCUCAGGAUGAGUUCACGGAAAUCAAGUCCGGGAAAGAAAAAAGCGACGACAACGAUUUAUAUAUAGCUGAGGAGGGCGAGAGGCAAGUUUUUCAGGUGCAGUCAAACACCGCCGCAGGUGAAAAAGCAACUCAAAAGGAUGAGCGCGAGUUGGAAGCGCCAUCGUUAUCACUAACGGAAGAAGUCGAUGGAGCUGCGAACAAGAUUUUGGACUCAAACAAAGCAGACUCAAAAAGCGAGGCGCUCUUCCUCAGUGUUUUGUCUGUAGACGCCAUAGAGAGUACCACCCAACGCGCCCCCCCCAGCAAACUGAGCUUUGAGGAGCGAGAGAGGAGGAAGAGGGAGAACCUGGAGAGGAAGGCUCGGAAUAGACCCAGCAGCGAUGCCGUGCUGUUUUCUCCUCUCACAUCCUACGUUACCGCUGAGACGGAGCUACGAGAGUUAAUCAGCGAGCUGGUGGAUGCCGUCAUGGUUGGCCUGCACACAUGUGGAGACCUGGCCUCCAGCACACUGAGGAUGUUUGUGGCCAAACCAGAGCUAGCUGCAGUCUGCAGCGUAGGCUGCUGCUAUCACCUCCUCUCUGAGGAGUAUGAGCCUGCUGGACCAGAGUGUCCGGACGGCGUUUGGGGAUUUCCUCUGAGUCAGUACCUUCGGGAACAGGCCUGGUUUUGUGGCAGAAAUGCGAGGAUGUCUGCCUGCCUGGCUUUGGAGAGAGUCUCCGUCGGCCAAGGGAUUCAGAUGGAGUCCUUGUUCUACAGGGCGGUUCUUCAUGUCAUUCUGAGGGACCGCUACAGUUCUUUUAAAAGUGAAAAGCGAGUGGGGAACGUCUACUCCAAAGCUAAAUCCUUUGCCAACUAUGUUCGGAGAGCUUUAAGCAGACUGGACUUGGACGACUCAAAGCUGUCCGACGGUGUCAUUCAGGACUACCUCAACACGUACAGACCACGGAUGGACGAGAUGCAUGCCUUCAACAUGCUGAAGGUUAUCUUGGCUCCCUGCGUUGAAGGUCUAAUUCUGCUGGAUCGCCUCUGCUACCUAAAAGAACAGGAGGACGUCUCAUUCUCCGCACUGGUGCAGCUCUUUGAUCCCCUGCUGUCACCGAGAUGCUACGCUGUGGUCGGAGUGAAGAAACCUGGAAUAGUCCAAACCCACAAGACAGAAUCACACAUCAGUUGACUUGUAUGGACAAAUUCCUGGCAGUACCGUUUAUGCUUGAAGAUGUAUAUAUUCGCAUGUAAGGAUAAAUACAUACAAUGUGUAUAUGUCGUACCUUUAUGUCGUCUAUGAACAGGACGCGGAGGUCUUCCCGCUCUUGGCUGUCAAAUAAAGAGGUGUUUGCUGUACGUUCAAGCCCCGGUAAUGAAUUGGUCCCACAUCAUUGGUUUUAUAAUGUAUUCCCUACUGUAAUUGAACAUUAAAUAUUG
This is a messenger RNA of Lampris incognitus (smalleye Pacific opah), 2124 nucleotides long. RefSeq names its product methyltransferase like 25 (gene mettl25). The record is from RefSeq and is a predicted model, not a curated record. The coding region runs from base 2 to 1876 and encodes 624 amino acids. Lineage: Eukaryota; Metazoa; Chordata; Actinopteri; Lampriformes; Lampridae. The transcript has 12 exons.